GACAACAAGACUGAACAGGGAAGAACAAAAAGGUGCAAACUUAAAUAGAAUCCUGAUGAUGUGAUGCAGGUGUGGACUAAUCAAAAAUGGUGGAUGUGCGGUGCAUGCUGGGAAACUGAGUUCAGAACUCCGGGGAGAGGGAACGGGUGAAGCGAGCUGGCGGUGACGACAUGGAGGGCGUGGCCGGUGGUGCUGAAACCGUUACAUCUCCGAAGUAAGACAUGUUUUAAUUUCACAAUUGUUGAUUAAUACUAGUGAAAAACAAAUUUAAACCUCUGACAGGAAAUUUCGUUUUAUCAGGUAAGACUCAUUACUUCUCAACAAAUAAAUGGCUUUUACAAAAGUAAAUGAGAGUAAAGUGCAAAAAAAUGUUGCUUUAGGUUUAAUUUCAUUAUAUUUUUAUUAUUUUUAAGGCAUACAGUAUAUAUCACCGGUGGAGGUUAAGAGCAAUGGCAACGGGACAUAACACGGCACCGGAAGAGGACAAAUAACUCUGUAUAAAAAGACCAGCAAUCACAUUAAAAUGUAAAAAGAAAAAAAGAUAAGAUGGGAGAAAUGGGUGGUGGUAGCUGAGAAAUGAACUAUUGUGAGAGCUGUGAACAUCAGCACUGCAGUUUGCAAACAGCUAAGCUGACUCCUGUAGAAUAUUUGAUAGUGAUUUUUGAAGAAUUCCCAGAGGAUUCAAGAAAAAGAAGAGGAAAUAAAUUGUUUCCCAUUAAUGGAGUGCAUCAUGUUGGAGUCUAUCACUUCUCUGGGCAUCCCCAUGAUGCUAUGAAGUUUAAACAUUCAAUGAAACAGUCAUUCAAAGGAGAGGAAAAGAAAGUUCUCAACAAUGUACAACUGCUCUGUUAUUCGUGUACUCCUUAUCGUGAUCUUCAUCUCAUCUGGCUGGCUCAAAGGCAAUCUUCAAAUCUCUAAACACCAGCAACACAAAAACCAUUCAACUAAAGCCUCUCAUGUGUCUCAGCAAAGAGUGAAACGAGGCUGGAUUUGGAGCCAGAUAUUUGUUGAAGAAGAAGAUCCAACAGUGAGAAAAAUCGGUCAGCUGAAAUCAGACUACGACACAGGAGACUUUACAAUAAAGUACAUCCUGUCAGGUGAAGGAGCUGGUGAGCUCUUUAUUAUUGAUGAGUACACAGGUGACAUUCAAGUGAUAAAACGCCUGGACCGCGAGCAGAAGGAUUUCUAUAUACUGCAGGCUCAGGCCAUCAACCGCAGGUCCAAACAGCCCACUGAACCCGAAUCAGAGUUCAUUAUUAAAGUCCAGGACAUCAAUGACAACGCUCCAGAGUUUAUUAAUGAGCCCUAUGUCUCCAGCAUCCCUGAGAUGUGUCCCACAGGGACCACAGUUAUCCAGGUGACGGCAACAGAUGCAGAUGACCCCAUGUUUGGGAACAACGCUAAACUCAUUUACUCCAUUCUACAGGGCGAGCCCUACUUCUCAGUGGAGCCCAAAACAGGUAUAAUUGUGACAUCAUUGCCCAAUAUGGACAGAGAAGCCAGGGAUAUGUAUCUGGUUAUGGUUCAGGUAAAAGAUAUGCUUGGACUUACUGGAGGCUACAGCGCCACAACCACAGUGACCAUCAGCCUGACUGAUGUCAAUGACAAUGGGCCCAUGUUCCAGCACAAUUUGUACACAUUUUCAAUAUCAGAGUUUGCUCUGGUGGGCACCACAGUGGGCAGAGUAAUGGCAGAUGAUGGGGACAUUGGUGUUAAUGCAAAGAUUAAAUACAGUUUAGACGACUUGGAGGAAAGCAGCACCUUCACAAUCCAGACAGACCCCAACACUCAAGAGGGAAUUAUUUUACUGUCUCAGCAGCUGGACUAUGAAAGCAAAAAGCGGUUCGUAAUCACCAUAGAGGCCAUUAAUGAAAACGUAGACACUCGUUUCCUAAAUGUGCUGGAGUUUCGUGACAGAGCAACACUCAAAAUCAUUGUGACGAAUGUGGAUGAGCCGCCCAUCUUCUCUGAAAUGCUCUACAGAUGGAACAUUUUGGAAAACACCCCAAUUGGCACUGAAGUUGGUACAGUCUGUUCCAGAGACAUGGACGCCACCAACAACCCCAUAAGAUACAGCAUUUCACAAAGCAGUGACAGAAGAAAAAUGUUCCGAAUUAACCCUAGUAAUGGGACGGUAUAUGUGGCUGAGCCUUUGGAUCGAGAGACAGCGGCCUGGCACAACCUGACCAUCACCGCAAGAGAGAUAAAAGAUGGGCAGCUUUUCUCCACAGUGUCUGUGCUGAUUAAAGUACUGGAUGUCAAUGACAAUGUGCCAACCCUGUCAAAAGACUAUCAGCUCUACGUGUGUGAGGAUACGCAGGCAGGAGAGAACGUUGGGUUGAUUAGUGCCACUGAUAUAGAUAAUCCAGUGGAUGGUCAUCAUUUGUACUUCUCCAUGAUUCCUGACAAACACAUUAAUCCAAACUUCACCAUCAGAGACAACCAAGGGAUUCCCCGCAGCGGAACCAAUGGCAAGUGGACGUUCCAGGAAGACAUCAUUCAGAAAUUCUCCUGCAGCGGCGUCAUAGCGUCACAUGCUCCUAAUCGGAGAAAUCAAGAAAACACACAAGCAUUCACGGGCACAUCGAUAGACCCAGGAGAGGACGGCUCCAAGGGCGACCUCCGCCUCCGCUUCGCCAACCGCGAUACUACCCUCUUCAUCCACUUCUUCCGCAGCACUGCUAUGCCCAGCACUAGAGUCAGCCACUUUAGAAACCCCAUCAUCCUCAACAUCCGGCGUAGAUAA
Messenger RNA from Triplophysa rosa, 2746 nucleotides. RefSeq names its product cadherin 19, type 2 (gene cdh19). The record is from RefSeq and is a predicted model, not a curated record. Gene Ontology annotation, biological process: calcium-dependent cell-cell adhesion; homophilic cell-cell adhesion; cell morphogenesis. Gene Ontology annotation, cellular component: plasma membrane; catenin complex; adherens junction. Gene Ontology annotation, molecular function: calcium ion binding; cadherin binding. The transcript has 13 exons. Lineage: Eukaryota; Metazoa; Chordata; Actinopteri; Cypriniformes; Nemacheilidae. Bases 833 to 2746 code for a protein of 637 amino acids.